Molecule: messenger RNA, 1718 nt
Organism: Prorocentrum cordatum
Lineage: Eukaryota; Dinophyceae; Prorocentrales; Prorocentraceae
Source: the annotation of a GenBank genome assembly
UUUCUACCGAAUCAACACGACGACAGCACUUAACACUCCCCAUGCCCGCCAUGGGAUAGGGGAACAAACAAUAAAAGAAGCAAAACAAAAACUCGGAGGUCCGCGCCUCCUAGGGCUGGGUCGGGGGCCCCCGGGAGGCGCCUCCGGCGCCGCCUCUGGCGCGCUCCGCGCGCCAGGGAGGGGGGUCCAGCGCCGAUGUGAGAAAUCCGCGCAGACCUCCGAGUUCGUAUGGUUAUGCCAUUGUUUGCUAUCCUCGAGGAGGGGUACGGUAGGAGCAUUGGAUGAAGAACCAUUGGAGUAGCACUCCAGGGUCCAGAAGCUGGCAGGACCCCAAGCGUGGAGUGGCCCUGGAUACCAGCGACGCCCUCAGAAGACAAGCAAUCCUCCAGGGCAUGAUGCCUCCUGGGACAUUCCUUAAACUAAGGCCCCAACGCGGUAGGGCAAGGACGACGGAGUGCGAAAGAGGAGGAGGAGGAGGAGGAGGAGGAGGAGGACAAGGAGGAGGAAGACGAGUGCGAAAGAGGAGAGCCGGUGCACGGUGAGCCCCCGCCGCGUGUCGGCGCGGAUGUUUCCAGGCGAUCCCCCGCCGCAGGCCAGGUCGCGGCGCGCGGGAAUCUUUGUGCCCGGCGCAGCGUGGCGGCCCGCGCGAGCCCAGAGGAGGAGGAGGAUGGGGACAGGGGGAGGAGGAGCAGGGGGAGGAGGAGGAGCGGGAACGCGAACUAUGUACAAGCCACGUGCCUCGGCAGCCGUGAAAUCGGCCCUGUGCCCUGGAACAGCAAGCUGGGCUGCCACUGCUGAGAGGGAGAAUGCCAAAUCCCUGGAGCGCUCCGAUUGGUUGGCCUCGACCCAUUCUAAUCUAAACUUCGGAGCACAAAAUUGGCUCCUUCAAAUGCUGUGGCGAGACAACAAAAAGAGCUGCCUGGCAAGAGGGAGGACCGAGACGACGAGGAGAGAACCGGAGCAGGUUGGAGGCAAGGGGGGAAGGGGGAGCAGCGGCGGCCGGCGAGGAGAGGGGAGGACGAGGAGCGCCGUCGGUCCACCUGCGCCAGUUGCGGACCAAGCAGCACGGGAGGCCACCAAGUGGGGCUGGACCUGGAUGACAGUACCGGCAAUGUGCAAAGAGUUCAAAAUAAGUGGCCCGCCUGGCCCGCCUAGAAACACGGGGCAGUAGGCGGGGCAGGGCGGACCCCACCCCCAGACCUGCGCCGAGUUCGAUACAGCGAUCGCGGUGCCAGCUCACGCCCGCACCCCGCUGGCGACGGAGGGUCCAACCAGCCAUUGCUGGACGACGCCCGUCGCUUUCUCCUCUGGGCGCCGGCAGUAGCACCGUGCCGCAUUGGCAGCGAGGCCAGGUCCGCUCUUCGGCACUCCUGACGCGCACACCGCCCCCCGCUCGACAUUUCGCCACAUCGUCUGGCCCCGCUCUCUGCUGCUCGAUCCCGUGGACCGAGUGCGCACGCACCGCACGGCAAAACCGCUCUUCUGCCACGGCAUUCACUGCCGGCGCCGAGCAGACCAACUGGGCGCUGGAGGUGCAGGAUGCCCCCGCCACUUGCCAGUGCAAGCGUGCGCGGGAGGCCAUCCGGCGCCGCGCAAAAGUCCCCUGGGCCCAGGGCAUCCCCGAGGAACAGUGCAUCCUCGGCCGGCGGCGCGUCCGCUGUGACAAGUCGAAACGUGGUAAUUGACCACUCGCAGCAUCGCUCCGCGUCCUCCUUCCC